AUGACUCUUAUAGAAGGAAAUUAUAAUUUUAAUGAGAGAUAUGAAUACUCUGCUAUACUACGAUACUUCUUGACCCUGCAGCAGCAGCAGCAGCAGCAGCAGCAGCAGCAGAUGCAGAUGCAGCAGAUGCAGCAGCAGCAGAUGCUGCAGCUAGGGGAUGAGGAACACCAGCAGCAGCAGCAGCAGCAGCAGCAGCAGCAUGAGGUGCAGGAGGAGACAGGAGGAGACACCAUCAGAAGAGCUCGCAGCUGUCUCCUCUCUGCUCUGCAUCUCUUUGAUGGGAGCGGAUCCCGGGCUGUGGGGCAGCAGCAGCAGCAGCAGCAGCAGCAGCAGCAACAGCAGCAGCAGCAGGAGGAGCAGCAGGAGCAGCAUGCUGCUGCUGUUGGUGCUGCUGCUGAGCCUUUUUCCGGCUCUGAAGCCGCAGGCGAAGCAGACACCAGACAGCAGCAGCAGCAACAGCAGCAGCAGCAGCAGCAGCAGCAGCAGCAACGGGGAUUGCUGCAGCAGCAGCUGCUGCGUCUAGGGCAUAUGAUAUAUUUAGAACCUGCUGCUGCUGCUUCUGCUGCUGCUGCUGCUGCUGCUGCUGCUGCUGAGUGGGAUGUAAGCCCAAACUUUAAGCCCUUUGUCUUUAUAACAUCGCCGCAGCAGCUCGAAGAAAUUUUCUCGGGUGUAUGUACAUCUACAUGCACGGAUGCAGCAGCAGCAGCAGCAGCAACAGCAGCAACAGCAACAGCAGCAGCAGCAGCAGCAGCAGAUUGUGUACCUUGUCUUAAUUAUGUUGGAACAGCAGCAGCAGCAGCAGCAGCAGAUUGUGUACCUUGUCUUAAUUAUGUUGGAGUCUCCUUGGGGUAUCUCCUUACUGCAGCAGCAGGCCUUCAUCUCGCAGCAUCUGACCUCGGAGACACCAUGACGCUGCAGUUUGUCUCCUUUUUUGCUGUUGUUGCUGCUGCUGUUAAUGUAUGUGUUGCUGCUGUAUGGCGCAUAGCGGGCUCUGGCUGGGGCUGGGAUGCUUACACAGCAGCAGCAGCAGCAGCAGCAGCAGCAGCAGCAGCAGCAGGGGAUACAGGUGCAGCAGCAGUAACAACAACAGCAGCAACAGCAGCAGCAGCGGGUUCUUCUGCUAUUCCUUUCCCUGCAGCAGCAGCAGCAACAGCAGCAGCAGCAGCAGCAGCAGCAGGAACAGGUGGAGGAGGUCUGUCUUUGCCUGCAGCAUCAUCCCCAUCGCCACCAUCUACAUCAUCAACAGCAGCAGCAACAGCAGCAGCAGCAGCAGCAGGAGGGGGGUAUGCAGGCUCGCUGCUGCUGCUGCUGCAGCAGCUCUUUGGGGGCUUCACAGCACGCACAGCCAUCCCCUGUAUGGUCGAUGCCUUCGGCUUUGCUUCUUCUCUCCCCUCCUGGGCAAACGAAGUUAAAGACGAUGUUCCGGUCAGACACACCCCACACUUUUUUUUUAUCCUUUGUCUUUGUCUUUGUCUUUGUCUUUGUCUGUGUCUUUAA
Molecule: messenger RNA, 1497 nt
Organism: Eimeria mitis
Lineage: Eukaryota; Apicomplexa; Conoidasida; Eucoccidiorida; Eimeriidae
Exons: 3
Coding region: 1-1497 (498 amino acids)
Molecular function (GO): ice binding
Source: RefSeq, a predicted model, not a curated record